AGAGCCUCAAGGGAAGGGAAAAGAGAACAAGAAAAUAUCCCACUCACCUACAGCGAGAUCGAUUCUAGGAAAAGAAAUAACUAAUCUCAAGCGAAGUUACUAGCCUUUGACUUCGUUGGCCAUAACGCAGCUCGAGUCAACGAUUAUCGUAAAAAUUUUCAUUUUUUCACAUUACGUUUUUUAUCUCCUCUCCCUCUCUUUCUUUCUUUCUUUUCUUUAUACAUUCAUGACUCUUUGUAAUUCCAUACGUGCAUUCGGUGUCAAGGUCAAUGUCGGAUUAUCGUGUUGGCAGCUGCUAUGAAUCCUUGCCUCGUCUCAGCUAAAGUACAAUUUGUAGUUUCCGGUAUUAUUGCGUAUUACAUAUGCAUAAAAAACCCGGUUAUGAAAGUUUUAGGUUUAUAAAUCGCUGAGCUUGGCCAAUCUCUGAUGCAUUUUCACAAUCCGACGGCGGCGAUAUUUUCAGCUGUUUCUUUCUCUAUUUUUAUUCGAAAAUUCCACUCUUACGUAUUCCAAAAUAAAUUGUCAUUCUUUGAUACUUUUCAUACAAUUUUUAAGCAGCCAACAUACUAUUUGAAUUUUUACGUUAACGACUAAUUUCUUUAUUUUUAAUUCACUGUUUCUAUAUUUUUGCCAUACGCACGAUACAUUUACUAUGAAUGAAUUUUACGAGUUAAAACAGAUAUGAGAUCGCAAUCGUUAUCGGCGAAAUGUGCCAUACCUUUCAUCACACAAAUGGACCAUCAGUUAUAGAAAAUGCAAAGAUUGUUUGUAUCUCGAGAUCGUUUGGACAGAGAAUCUCUUACUUGCAUCGUUUGUCGAGAUACUUGAAUCAGCUUUCUUGUUCUGCGUUACGUGGUCUAAAAAACCGCGAUUAUUGGCUGCUUUUUAAAUUCACUAUUUGAAUUUCUUAUCCGCACUUUCCCAAUCGGUAAUGAAAAUGAAUAGGCCACAUUUGACAACACUAGAACAUAGAAUUAAAAAUUUCCAAGUAAUUUUUUGGUGAAUGAUCUACUGAUGAUGAGUCUGAAAAUUUAUUAAGAAAAAAUCGUAUUUCCAUAAACUUCCAAGCCGACUUUGAUACUCGAGUGAGAAGAAUCCAUGAAAUCUCGAUAAGGAACGCUCCGAAGAAAUGUCUAACUCGCUUUUGAUCCGGCUGAUCUGACCCUAUUCAAAUCCAUUAUUCAGUCUCCAUGCUUUUAAGACUCAGAGAAAUAAGAUUUUACAACAAAGACUGCGUUUGCGAACGUGAAGCAUUAACUGCCAUACGAUUAAUGUUUACAUUCGACGAACCAAUACGACGAAAGGUUAAAAAACAACCGUGAAAUGUUGAAUCAUCUACAAUUGACGAAGUGCAUUGGCACAAGGUACAACACGUAGAAAAUUAAAUAUUCACGUUUGCUAUAAGUACGUCCCCGUGAUUAAACAAACGUUAUUCCACUCAAUAUUAUUGUCCAGCUCGUCAAUUAUGAACACAGGAUGAUUUGAAGCUCAAUUCGGUUUUACUGAUAAAAUUGUGAAAAAGAGUUCCCAUUAUAAGUGUAUCAUAGGAGUGAAAGAGACGAUUUUUAAAUGAAAUAACAAUUUGACUAUAAAUGUAUUUGAUUCUUUGAAUGUUUUUGAGAUACCGAAAAUCCGGAAUUUUCAUUACUGUUUGCUAAUUGUAAAGGUUAAUUACAGGCUAACAAACACAUUUGCUGAUACUUGAAAGAAACAAACAAAAAACGUAUAAUACAAAAUAAACAAAAAUUCAAAUACACUCGUGCGAGAGUAGCCAAUAAUGAAGUACGAAAAAAUUGCAUUCAGGAAAUGAUAUUUAAGGCAAAUUUUAAACAUGUGUAGUGCAGGCCACGCAUAUAUAUGUUAAAAUACAUAUAUAUAUGUAUCCAAUUGACGAAUCUAAUGAGAGAGUGCAUUUUGCAUUGUUCGAUUAAUGAUACGAUUAAGAACGCUUUUCAUGCUUCGAUAAUAUCUUAAGUUGCAUCUUUUUCGAACUGAAAAAAUACGAAACAGCGUACGGGGGUCCUCAACCGAAUUACGAUAAUAUUCAUUUCUCAAUACAAAUUAUUACGAAGCUCUAUCCGACGUGGCACGAACGUUCGACGUUUUUACCAGCUACAAUUAUAAUCACACACACACACAUACACACACGCACACAUAAUGGUCUAUAUUAGGCCGAAGAUACAAAGUACUCACAGUAAAAAAAUGAUCAUUUCUAAGUGUCUUCAACGAAAGAGCAAUGAGUAAAAUAACGAAUAUAACUUGAGGAAAAAGAGAGAAAACAAAACAAAACAAAGUGUGGGAAUUUCAACCGAUAGCAACUCGAUGUUCUCGUACUCACGAACUAUUUUUUUAUAUCCGAAAAAAAUGUUAGUCUAGCUAUAGGAAAACGUGUGUCAGAUAUGCUUUUUCAUUUUGCUGUUCUUCUUUCAUUUGUUUUUUAUUCCCAGACGAGUGCGAAGUCUUUUUAUCGUAAUAACGUAAUAUCGAUUUUUAUCUCUUUUAAUUAUUAUAAAAACUACUGUAAUAGGAGAGGACAAUUCAACAACAGGCACAACGAUGCUUGCAAAUGUACAUACUGUAGCAUAGAACAAAACAAAAAUGUACACCAGGCUCCACGUUUAACGAAUCUGAUCUUGGUCUGCGCUUAUUAUUUUUUAACAUUUAACUUUUUAAAUUAAAUUUUUUCUUCGUUUAUCUUUAUAUAUUUAUCAUCUGAUCUCACGUAUAAGCACGACGAAUUAACGCGUUAGCACGCACGAAAAUAUCGUUUGAGAUGCUCUCUGCUGCACUUGCCGGCACAUUUUUUUCUUACGUUUGCUUCAAAAAUCUCAGAUCUCCGUUUUGUAUUGUGCUCAAAUCCGAGGGGGGUACCGCUGUUUCGCCUACUACAAACGAAGUUUGGUGCUCUUCUCGAAACUUCUAAUUUGCACAAUUAUCAAGAUACUACGUUUCCUUAUUUGUCAUUCAGAAUCUCAAGUAACGUAGUCUUUUUGGAUGAAAGAAAAAAAAAACAAAAAAUAUUCAUUGAUACAGGAAAAAAGUACGUUUGAACUGUUGAUUUUAGAACAAAUUCUGACAAUUACGCUCGAUCGGCCAUUCGCGAUUAGGUAUGAUGACAUACUCGAUAGUCGGACGCACACGUUCGUGCAUUCGACAUUAGAUUUUAAGUAGUACAUUUGUUUCAACAUACGACGUUAUUUCGAGGCCUCGACGAUAUUUUUUUUCUGUUUAUACGAUGGAAUAAUGCGAUUUCAAAGGCUAUUAUAAGUUAUCCAGUCAUUAAACAUCGAAUUUACAUGAAAAAGAUAAAAUAACAAAAAAUUAAAAACAUUUAAAAUAAUUAAGGUCCUAAUAAUAUAUCGAGAAUUUGCAGAUAAUCAAACGAAAACAAACGAAAAAAACAAUAACAACAACAACAACAACAAAAACAUAACGAAUAAUAAGAAAGAAGGAAUUGCUAUGUAUAUUUCAAACGUGCGUUGAGUACCAUCGUCAAGAGCAUUUACAGCGCUACAAACCAAAGUUACGUACUCAUCGCGCAUAUUAUUAUAAUUCUUCUUUUUUUGAAAAUUAAUAUUACGAGUUUUUUUUUUUUUUUUUUUUUAAAUUUUUUUCUUCUAUUAACUAAGUACUAAUUUACAACGUGAUUCAACAGUGAAUGAGUGAAUUGUGAAAUAUUCUAGUCACUAUGAAUCUGCUUUUGAUUUUCGUACAAUUCCCCAUGUCGAAAGAAAUUGUCAAACGUUUUUUAUACUUUAUAUAUCCUCGUUACUUUACCACCAAUUAGCCAUGACUUUUUCUAACCGAUACUUGGGUCGCAGCCAAUUUGACAAAACGAUUGAGGGGGCGACAGAGGGAGGGGCGGGGGGGGGGGGGGGGGGGGGGGCUACGAAGUAAAAGAAUGUUUUCGCAGCGUUUAAAGUAAUGUCAAUUUUGCCGUAGCACAAACAAACAAACAAACGAACAAACAAAAUAAAAACGAGAAUGAGCGUUGUUGUGAAAUAAUUAAACGAGCCCGCGCACCUUACAUUUUACAUGUAUGAAAUGAAAAAAAGAAACAAAAAGUUAAUCCUCAAGAACGAAAAAACGAAAUAUUAUAGAUAUAUGUAUAUGUGCUCGAAUACAACGCGAAUUAUCAGUAAAUUUGUAUAACACAUAACGCUUGUCUAUUUUCCUAAGAUUUCUGUGUGCGUGUGUGCGCGUGUUUGUGAUGCGUGAGUGUUACAUGCGUGCGUGUGUAUUCAAACCGCUAUUGAAAAAAGAUGAAGAGGGUGGUAAUUUAUUGGGCGAUAUCAUUUUUAUUUCUUUCUUCUUUUCAUUAAAUUGCAAAAAAUUUCUUAAGCUUUUUCUUAUAUUCUGGUGCUACUUCAUUUAAAUUAUAACAUGAGAUGACGCAAUGAUUUUAAUCAAGUGGAAAAACUGCACUCUCAUGCUAGCUAAAAAUGUAUUUGACACGUAAAAACAAAAAAAAAAACGUUUGAAAUAGCUUCGAGUUUCAUCAUAUUUUUCUCAGUAACGAGAGCUAUUGAUCACACAAACUUUACGAUUGAAUAUAUACAAACGCAUGUUCUCGGGAUACAGAAUGCAUGUAUUACGUUUUCUUUUUUUUAUAUUGUAAUGGAAAAAAAAAAAAAAAAAAUGAAUACAAUUUUUUUAAAUAUACUUUGCACACUAUACACUAAAACAGACGAUUCCGAAUUUGACAAAAUACUCGGUGAUUUCCAUGUUUGUACGUAAACUCAUUGAUGAUUUGGGAGAUUAAAAAUCUAAUUCCUACGUCAAUCGUUGAAACAACGUAUUUUUAUAUUCACGUUUCCUGCUUUUGCGAAAAAGCUUCGAACUUCCGGUCCUUUUCCUACCUUCGCGCGAAACACGUAGAGGGAUUGAAGAAACAGUCCGUCAUGCGCAGCGUCAAUUUGUAGCGAUUUUCGUAUGUAUACGUACAUUCGUUGUAUAGCGAUGUAUAGAUGUGGAAGAAAAAUCAAUCGUACUGAUGCUGCUGUUGCUGCUCACGAAAUAACACCUCAACAAAUCUAACAUUCAAAAAAGUAAAAAGUCGACAAAGUUGACAACGUCGAUUUGUGUGAUUUUCAUAUUAUUUUUUUACUGAUAAAAGAUCGAAGACAAUGAACGAGUGACUUUCGUGGGGGAGGUGCAUAAAGUGAUUUCUUCUGUAAAUAAACUCGUAACAGAAAAAAAAUUGCACGAUCAAAGAUGGAAAAGAAAACACCGCAGGAUGUUGUAUUCCAAAUUGUACCAUUUCCGAAUGGAGUUUCAGAGAAAGAAGAGCCCCCGAAAUCAUGGAAAUUUCUUCUCGUUUGUUUGAUUUGGCUUAUUUCUUCAAUAAGCGACAUGUUUUUGAGCAAAUAUUUCUAUUUCCCUGUCAAGACGACUAUACUGGUAGUGCAAUUGAUAUCAAUGUCAUUGUACACCUGGAUAUUCACCGUUGCUUGUGACAUACCAAAUAAAAACACAAACGUUUCAUGGCUCAACUUUUUAAAAUACAUCGUCCCGGUCGCAGUCAGUAUUUGCGGACGCAUAAUGACAGUUAAUGAUAGGCUGUGGACCACUCCCAUUAGUGAUCCGUAUUCAGCCGAAGCUGACUUCUGCACCCCCUUCUUUGUACUUCUCUUGUCGAAAUUCAUAUUAGCCAACAACAAAAUCGAGUAUUGGCAAAUGAGUCUGGCAAUGCUUACAGCCUGGCUAUUGAUUAAUCUACGCAAUUGGAUAUUUAUGUAUAAUCCACAGUGGAUAUCUGAAUCCAUGGGAUAUGCGCUAUUAACUGCUAUCGAGUUGACAUUCUCCAAAGAGAUAAUGCAACAAACAGGCAUACAUCCCUUGAGAUUACUCAUAGCUCUGAGUAGCUUAAUUCUCCUUGUGAUCUUACCAAAAUGGAUUUAUGAAAUGUUUUGGUGCAUAGAGCCAACAUCUUUAAAAUUUAUAUCAAACUGGGAAUUUAUUUCUUGUAUCUUACUUCUUGGAGCACUUGGUUCGGUCCAGGCAGCUAGCGCGUUCACAAUUCUCUCGAUGGUAUCUCUUGAACGUUAUGUUAUUGGAAGUAUCUGUAAUCGAAUAAUUCGCAUAUGUAGUUACCCAUUCACAACUAUAAUCUUUGGAGCAGCAAACGGAUGGAGAGAUUAUGAUGGAGAAAGUCAAAUUUUUUAAUAAUCGAAUAUACAAUUCAUAAGAUCUUAUAGCUGAUAAUUACCUACCAAAAUCAUAUUCUAUACAUAACACCCUAAAAAUUCAAGUACAUGGUGUAAAAAUACAUAGAAUUAGGAAUCGUAAUCAUAGCAUGAUUUACAAUUCCACAUAUUUCGUGUAUUUCAAGCUGAAACUUCAGCAAAAAUGUUUGCUGAAUUGCCGAUUUCUUUGGUGUAACGAGAAAAAACAGACGGAAUACUGACGUAAAUGCGGAAGAAAUAAGAUUUGACAUUUGAUGAAAAAAAAACGCUCAGGUGCCAGUCUGAAAUCAUAACGGUAAACUUCCUUUUUCACAACAUUUUCAUAGCAGGUAUAUAGUUAUACAUUUAUAGUAUAUGGAAGAAUUUUUUCAUUAAUUUUUGAUUAUAGUGAUUUUUGUAUUGACAAUUUUCUAUAUUAAAGAUGCCAAUUUUUGCUUUAAAAUAUUUUAUGCUAUUUGGAUUCGAAAUAAAAAACAUUUUAAAUCCCA
This is a messenger RNA of Venturia canescens, 6673 nucleotides long. Its product is annotated as solute carrier family 35 member E1 homolog. Lineage: Eukaryota; Metazoa; Arthropoda; Insecta; Hymenoptera; Ichneumonidae. The transcript is spliced from 3 exons. The record is from RefSeq and is a predicted model, not a curated record. Bases 5215 to 6165 code for a protein of 316 amino acids.